Molecule: messenger RNA, 1707 nt
Organism: Penicillium egyptiacum
Lineage: Eukaryota; Fungi; Ascomycota; Eurotiomycetes; Eurotiales; Aspergillaceae
Source: the annotation of a GenBank genome assembly
AUGACUGUGAUCGACAAGCAAGAAGACGCCUCCGGCAGCCCGGUCGAGAACAGACACUACUACGGCAGAUCAACCAGUCCCGCCGACGAAUCGAACGACAAGUCUAAUAACCAAGUCUCUGAAGCUACCCCAGCCAUCACUGAGCCCGAGGUACCACCUCGAGACAUCAAUGGCUGGAAGUGGUAUUUGACACUGGCUUCUAUACUGGCUUCUACCUUCCUGUAUGCUCUCGACGCGACGGUGGUCGCCGAUCUUCAGCCCGUCAUCGUGCAGGAGCUCGGUGGCAUUGAGAAGUUGCCGUGGCUGAGUGUCGCCUUUUUGUUGAGUGCGACGGCCACCAAUCUGGUCUGGGGCCGCAUGUACGGCCACUUCACUGCCAAGUGGUUUUACAUCUUUCAUGUGACUAUUUUCGAGAUCGGCUCGGCCAUUUGCGGUGCGGCCCCGUCCAUAAAUGUCAUGAUUCUGGGGCGGGCUAUUGCUGGAAUAGGAGGCUCGGGGCUCUAUGUCGGCUGCAUGACGCUGAUCGCCACCACCACCACAAUCGCCGAGCGUCCAGUCUAUAUCUCCUGCACUGGCCUUACCUGGGGUCUUGGGAUAGUAUUGGGCCCUGUGAUUGGUGGUGCGUUUAGCGAGUCGUCCGUGGGAUGGCGAUGGGCUUUCUACAUCAACCUUUUCAUUGGGGCAGUGUGCGCACCCUUCUAUAUCUUCCUGAUUCCGAGUAAAGAUCCUCGCCCAGGCGCUUCAGUCAAGGAGCGCUUGUCCGAGCUCGACUAUCUUGGUAUCGUGCUACAAGCUGGCCUGCUGACAGCAUUGAUCCUUGGUAUUAAUAUGGGUGGCAUUAUAUAUCCGUGGAACUCGGGUAAAAUCAUCGCGAUGUUUGUCGUCUUCGGCGUGCUUUGGAUCCUGCCUGGCUUUCAGCAAGUAUGGACAGUUGGCACCACACUCCCGCGGCGUAUAAUUCCAGUUCAGUUCUUCAAAUCGCGCACUGUACUUCUUCUUUUUGGAGCCACUGCCGCAGGUGGCGCAUGCGCGUUCGUGCCAAUUUACAUGGUACCCUUAUUCUUCCAGUUCACCCGGGCGGAUGAGCCACUGGAUGCUGGUGUGCGUCUGCUCCCUUUUGUGGUGGUCAUGGUGGUAUUUGUCUUUGUCAAUGGCAAUUUGAUGGCUAGACUGGGGCACUAUAUGCCUUGGUUCCUAGUGGGCGGGUUGUUCACUGCAGCCGGUGCCGCCCUCAUGAAUACAGUUGGUCAGGUCACCUCCGAGUCCCGAGUGUACGGCUACACGGUAUUGCUUGGUGCUGGUGUUGGUAUGUUCCUCCAAGCAUCGUUCCCGGUCACCCAGGCCGUUGUGGCUGCGGAGAACAUUGCACCGGCGAUCGGUUUCAUCACUCUGGCGCAGUUCGUGGGUAUUACCAUCGCUCUGGCCAUCGCAAAUGCCAUUCUUCUGAAUUCUAGUCAGCAAAGAAUUCAACGAAUUCUACCUAAUGUGCCGGCAUCUGAGAUCCAACUCGCCAUCUUGGGUGCUCAUUCGGACCUUGUGCAGAACCUCUCGUUGGACUUGAAAACCCAAGUUCUGGACGCCAUUGUUGAUGCGAUCGCCGAAACGUAUAUUCUCGUCAUCGUAGGUGGAGCUCUUGUCGCCGUUUCAGGUUUGCUCAUGCGCCGCCAGAAACUCUUCGGCGCCGGCUCUGGAGUUGUGGUUGCCUGA